Messenger RNA from Sciurus carolinensis (gray squirrel), 638 nucleotides. RefSeq names its product ENY2 transcription and export complex 2 subunit (gene Eny2). The record is from RefSeq and is a predicted model, not a curated record. Gene Ontology annotation, biological process: regulation of transcription by RNA polymerase II; positive regulation of DNA-templated transcription; poly(A)+ mRNA export from nucleus. Gene Ontology annotation, molecular function: transcription coactivator activity; chromatin binding. Bases 148 to 453 code for a protein of 101 amino acids. NCBI's taxonomy places the organism in Eukaryota, Metazoa, Chordata, Mammalia, Rodentia, Sciuridae. The transcript has 5 exons. Gene Ontology annotation, cellular component: DUBm complex; SAGA complex; nuclear pore.
CCGGAAAUGCGUGUUCUAGCUUUCUGUAUGCUUAGGUGCCCGAGCUACUGAGGGUCUAAGUCCGGGCAGCUGAAGAGUGUGGUAGGUAACGGUCGUCAGCGCAAGGGUCAUUUCGUCGCUGGGAAGGGACGGCCCUCGCCCGCGGUGAUGGUGGUUAGCAAGAUGAACAAAGAUGCGCAGAUGAGAGCAGCAAUUAACCAAAAGUUAAUAGAAACUGGAGAAAGAGAGCGCCUCAAAGAGUUGCUGAGAGCUAAAUUAAUUGAAUGUGGCUGGAAGGAUCAGUUGAAGGCACACUGUAAAGAGGUAAUUAAAGAAAAAGGACUAGAACACGUUACUGUUGAUGACUUGGUGGCUGAAAUCACUCCAAAAGGCAGAGCCCUGGUACCUGACAGUGUAAAGAAGGAGCUCCUACAAAGAAUAAGAACAUUCCUUGCUCAGCAUGCCAGCCUUUAAGGUUGAAUUAGAUUGUGUUGUUCUGUGUUUUAUUUCUGAAAGUAAAACUUGCCAUAAAUUAGAAAACAGUUUCCCAAAAUAAAAUCCUUUUUUGUAUGAUGGUAUACAGUUUUCAGUAAUGAUGUAUACAUUGUAUUGAUUUUUUUCCCUAAAUGUGUUAUUUUAAUAAAUAUCUCACGAAUGAG